Messenger RNA from Spodoptera litura, 1580 nucleotides. RefSeq lists its product as uncharacterized. Lineage: Eukaryota; Metazoa; Arthropoda; Insecta; Lepidoptera; Noctuidae. The record is from RefSeq and is a predicted model, not a curated record.
UACUCCAUACUUAUGAUAACGAUAUGGACUGCAGCCUACUUGCUCGUGGGGAAGGCAAUCCGUUCCUGGCCGGCCAUUCUUAAGGCGCCGCCAGCUCCAGACUACCUUGUCGCCGUUGAUGAAAACCUCGUUGAAUAUAAUUAGAGGAGCAUCCUCUAAUAGAAGUAGAAGAAGGAUAAUAGAAAUAACUGAAACUAAACAUCGUUCUGCAACUUCUUCCUAGUCGAAUCAUGCAAGAAAUAAUAAGACAAUUUGGCAGCACAAGCAAUUCCACCUUCCACCACCAAGUCAUAAUGUGUGUCUUAUUCUUUAACUACCUUCUCUUACUGGUAUCCUCUUUCGUGUUAUUUGGUCAACUAAGACAAUUUGAGAGUCAGAGACAAUCUAAAUAAUAUUUUGUCAGUAAAAUUAUUUGAUUUUAUGAGCUUUAAAAUAUAAAUGAUGGCACAUAUAGCUCCGAAGUAUGCUAUCACAUAGUAAGGAACACACACAGUCGCAAUUGAUAUGUAACAAGACCUAACCAUCCGAAUAGAUCAAGAGAACAGACCAUCAUAAAACUAACUCGACAGUUUCCAGAAGACUAUGAGCGACAACCCGGACCUAAAGAAGUAUCUGCCAAUCAUUGCCGGGGUGACAGUGGGCCUGGGCGUGCUGUCACUACUCUCCAUAGGAUGCAAACCCGCCGCCUCUAACCUCAGCCCCCUACCAAUGUCUACUAAACCAAUACCUUAUGGUGACGGGUUCACUCCUUCAGCCGUAACCCUUGAAGAUUCAGAAUUAGAGGAAUGCGAAGAGUGCCUCAAAAUUGACCCCAGGAAGAGACGGUGGCCCACCGUCGAGGAAGAACAGGCAGAAUACAAGAGAAUUAGAGAAAGAGAUGAAGAAAAGAAGAGGGUUGAACUAUUAGUACAAGAAUGCAUUGACAAAUAUCAAAAGUCUCUCGAAUAUGAUAAGACAGAAUCUGAUGAAAAUGCCAGUGGUCCUAAGGAAAGAUGAGUGAAAUUAUUCGAUAUGGUUAUUAUUAUACGUUGAUUUUAAAAAUAAAUAAAUGAAACAAAACUGUUUAAUAAUACAUGAUAUUGUAUUUGGAACAAUCUUUCUCUCUUACCGCAUAAUAAUAUAAAUUAUAGCUUGGUGAACGUCACUGAUACAAAAUAUAUAAUAAUUAAUAGUAAUAAUUAAUUAAUAAUAACUUAUGUAUAGGUACACCCGCCGCCGUACGCGAUCCCGCUACUAAACAAUUUGUUUAUACAUAGAAUCCGCCGUCGCCACUGUCAGGAAAGCAACUUGCUUUGAGGGCUUGGAGUUUGGACACUACAGAAAACAAUAAACUCAAACAUACAAUUAUUUAUUACAAUAUAAAUAUUACCCAUCAAAGACAAAAUUAUAUGCUACAGUUUUCCAACAUCUGAAUAUUCGCAUAUCAGUCAACGUUUGAAAGGUAAGCUGCUCGGGCUAAUAGAACUGAACGCGACACAAGCGCCAACUGGUUAAAACAAAAUCAAAAACCCUCAUUCAAAACAAUAUCAAUCAUGUUUUGGACGCGAACAAAUCGCUAUUGUUCGUUAAUAGGGUACACU